Trichoplusia ni (cabbage looper) is the source of this 3705-nucleotide messenger RNA. RefSeq names its product zinc finger MYM-type protein 1-like. Bases 1120 to 3705 code for a protein of 861 amino acids. The transcript is spliced from 2 exons. The record is from RefSeq and is a predicted model, not a curated record. NCBI's taxonomy places the organism in Eukaryota, Metazoa, Arthropoda, Insecta, Lepidoptera, Noctuidae. Gene Ontology annotation, molecular function: protein dimerization activity.
UAUGCGCUGACUAUAUGAAUAUUGUAUAUUAUAUGAAUAAGUGCGUACAUGACAAUUGCAACGCACAACUAGAAAAGAAACAUAUAAUUAGAAUUGCAGAAACUGGUUCAAAGAUUACUAAUGAAUGCUGACUACGUAAUGUGGAAGAAACUAGCGUGUACUACUUAAUCUUAUGUUAAACUUCCUGUUUUUAACGUACAAACCUAUUAUUGCAAUUAGAGCAGGGACUGAAAGGGGUUACGGUAUAAGGUUACGCUACCGGUAUAAAAUAAGUGUACCUUAAAAAAAUAAAAGUUAGGGUAUACCGCUAUUUAACCUUUAUGCGAUAUCGGUACCGAAAAAUAUAGCGUUGACAGUUGCGGGACGUGGGCGAGGGGUGCGAGGCACCGAAAAGGGUGGUCAAGGCCAAGGCACGACCGUGCGCGCCGGCAACAAUCCUGUUUUCUUCGUCUUUCCAUCUUUUUCAUACCUUUAUUUAGUAACGGCUAAGUACUGCUAGCGAAAUAUACCUUUUUAUAUUGGCAGUGGCGUAGCGUGGGUGGGGCGGAGGGGGCGGCCCGCCCCGGGCGGCAGCCCGCGGGGGCGGCAAAAUGUCGCCGUUGAAGCGGGUUGAGAUCUGAUCUAUGAUUCAUUCAUUUCAUUACACAGUAUAAUUUUCCAUUUUUAUAUAAAAUUUUGCGCACAAAGGAUUUUUUAAAAUUUAUUUAAAAGAAAAAUUGCUAAAUUACUGACAGAGCUCUUUAUAAGGUUUGUUUGUUUACAUACGAACGGCAACAUCGCAUCACGCCGCGCCGCCCGCCCGCCGCGCCGGCGAGGCAACGCGCGCGAACCGAGUUGAUCUGAAUCUGAAAUCUUUUGUUUUACGAGUCGGCCCGUGUCGAUGCCUCUCUUUCGCACUCAUUGAAUUAGUACUACGCAUUCAUUUGUAGGUACUUUGUUUGUUUUAGUGCAUCGUGAAGUGCCAUUACGCAAUCACGCAUUACUCGUAUGUUUGUUUUGCGAGAGUUUUGGAUACGGAACGAAAGUCGUUUUGAUUGUGUUUCGAUCUUUUAAAUACUAUUGAAUCUUCUAAAACUAAACAUUUAGAUCUUUACCCAAUCUUUGAAUUAGUUUUUGAAAAUGAAAAGAGUCAAAGAAAGCGGUGCGGAAUUCCGCAAAAAAAGGGCUAAGAAAGCAGCAGAUGCGAAAAAGUCUCAAGGUGCAUUACUGAAAUAUUUCAGUUCUAGUUCUGGUUCGAAAGCCACGUUAACGUCUUCGGUGGCAUCCUGCAGCAGUGGAAGUGAUUCCAGUGCACAAGAAGAAGACGUGCCUGGCGUCGCAGUUGGAAGUAGUUCUGGUCCCACCACAGAGCAGGGUCAAGACGAAGUCGACUCACCAGAUGUGCCUCAAGCAUCUAGUCAUAAGCCUGCAGAAAAAGUGAAUGUUGCCAAAGAAGACAUAAUUGAAAUCGUGCCUUCUGCUCCUGCCGAAGUCAAAGAUGUGAAUCUCGACGAUGUAGGUUGCUGGCCUUCUCCUAUGACCGACGAAGUCAGAACGCUUCUAGUACGUCGCGGGUCUGACUCAGUACAGCACAUCGAUUCCAAAUUUGCCGAUGUUGUUCGCUCAGGGACUUCAACGAAAGGCGGUACCCGAAAACUAACCAAAGAGUGGUUCUACAAACCAUUAUCUAAUGGCGAAAAGGUUCUCCGAACAUGGCUGGUGUACUCGCCUCUGAAGCAGUCUUUGUAUUGUUUUUCUUGCAAGCUGUUUGGCAAUUCCGGCUCGAACUUCGCAUCUGAAGAAGGAUUCAACAAAUGGUGGAAGCUAAAUCCAAGAAUCGGAGACCAUGAAAAUAACCUGGGCCAUGAACAGAGUUUCUUGAAAUGGAAGGAGUUGGAAGUUUGCCUGAACUGUAAAGCAACCAUCGAUCAGAAACAACAAGAAGUUUUCGAAAGUGAGGAGAAGAAAUGGAGGGAUGUAUUGUACAGGUUGCUGAAUAUUAUCCAGUUCUUAGCCAAACAGAAUCUGGCCUUCAGAGGACAUCGAGAAGACAUUCGAGGAGAUGAUAGUGGCAAUCGCGGGAACUUUCUAGAGUUAGUGCACCUCCUAGCUGAAUACGAUCCUCUUCUAAUGGAACACCUGACAAAGAUAAAGCUGGGAGCAAGAGUGUCAGUUUCAUAUCUGUCUCCAGAAACCCAGAAUGAAUUUAUAAAUUUACUGGGACAGCAAGUUCGAUCCACCAUCAUCCGUCGUAUUCAAAAAGCUAAAUAUUAUUGCGUAAUCUUCGACAGUACACCAGACAUCUCCCACAAUGACCAAAUGAGCCAAGUUCUGCGAUACGUACAUAUCGAAGGAGAAAAAGUCGCUGUGGUAGAAUCUUUCAUUGACUUCUUCCAACCAAAAGGAAAAAAUGCAGAAGAUCUCAGCAACGAUAUAAUCGCGAAGAUAACAUCAGACGGACUGGACAUACAGAAUCUGAGAGGACAGGCUUAUGACAAUGCUGCCACAAUGUCAGGGAUCCACAAUGGAGUUCAAGCCCGGAUUAAAGCACUAAAUCCGAAAGCUCUAUUCGUUGCAUGCACAAACCACUCACUAAACUUGGCUGGGGUACACACUGCUUCUGAAUCAGUGAAUUCGGUGACGUUUUUUGGAAUUCUAGAGAAGCUAUUUGCCUUCUUUUCUGCAUCAACUGUUAGAUGGAACGCUUUGGUUGCCGUCACAGGUCAAGCAGUGAAACGAGUCACUGAAACGCGUUGGAGCGCUAGACAUGUAGCUGUCAAGAUGCUUAAAAAUAAGUUUGAGGGAGUUCUUGAGGUACUGGAACAAUUAACAGAUUCAUCUCAAACUUCCGAAACAAGAUCGGGAGCCAGUCUUCUCCUGACAGCCAUGCAGUCAUUUAACUUCCUAACUUUUCUUGGCUUUUGGGCUGCAGUGCUACCUGAAGUAGAUGACGCACAGAUUUACCUGCAGCAACGAGGACUAAGUGUGGAUAAGUGUGCUCAGAAACUCUGCGCUUUGAAAACCCUCUUAGUGGAAAGUAGAGACCGUUUAGUGCAAGAAGCAAUUGACUUUGCUAAGACUCUUUGCGAAAAACUCGGAAUCGAACUCAAAACGAGAAGAAUUCGCAGGAAAAAACGCAUGCAUGGCGAUGAAUCUUCUGCAGAUGCAGCUUUGUCUCACGAGCAGGAAAUCCGUCGAGAGGUGUUCGCAUCAUUGGACAAGAUCAUUCAAGAAAUGACGACUCGAUUCCAGCAAAUUCAAGAAAUAUCGGACAAGUUCGGAUUUUUGAUGCCAGCAAAACUUUUGGACAGCAAGUUCGAGUGUGAUCUUUCCCAUGUAUUAGAAGACAUCGACAAGGACGAGUUUCAGAUGGAGCGGAAGCGUCUCCAGCAAUUUAUUGCCUGUUCUGAAUCAGAGGAAGAUAUAAGUGGUAAAGGACCACUGGAGCUCCUCCAGUUCAUUCAAAAACUGAAUCUCGGAAUUUCGGUUCCAAAUAUAGUCAUCUUGAUUCGUAUAUAUUUGACUUUGGCGAUUAGUGUGGCAAGCUGUGAGAGAAGUUUUUCGAAGUUGAAGCUAAUAAAAAAUUACCUCAGAUCUACUAUGAGCUCCGCUAGAUUAUCAAACUUGGCUAUAUUGUCGAUUGAACAAGAAUUGGCUGCUAAUAUUGAUUUUGACAAAGUUAUUUCUGACUUCGCUGCUCAUAAGGCUCGUAGAAUCCGCUUGUAA